Molecule: messenger RNA, 1216 nt
Organism: Hypomesus transpacificus
Lineage: Eukaryota; Metazoa; Chordata; Actinopteri; Osmeriformes; Osmeridae
Exons: 3
Coding region: 53-895 (280 amino acids)
Molecular function (GO): zinc ion binding; nucleic acid binding
Source: RefSeq, a predicted model, not a curated record
GGGAAGAGCAACCCCUGACCAGACUCUCUCUACAGCACCCCAUGUGUUCCAGAUGAGUACUAGCGCUGCCCCACCCAGAAGGACUUUGGUUGAGAGGGGGGCAGAGGCAAUGCCAAUUCCAACAGGGGCAGGUAAUGAAAUGCUGGAAACUGUUUUGACCCACAAACAACUUUUAGCAACAUACUUCUACGUAAGAUGUCUGCUGGAUGAAGCCGAGCAGCGUGCCAAGGCUGACAGGAUCCCAAGACCACAUGAUGACAUCACUGAUGUCCAAGCUGGGUUCCAGUCUGCAGUAGUGAGCCUUCAGGUACAGGGAGUGGGAAGUACAUCAAUUGACUCUCUUAACAGGCGUCCUAUGUCCACUGGAGAGACCCUCCAGGAGCAGCCCAACAAGCUCCCAGAUGGGGGUGUCGACGCAAGGGUGUAUCUACUGACUGAAAAAGGACUGAAGGACCUCGUGAGAGACGUUGGAAAAGGAGCUCGCAAAGAAUGCAAGAAAGGAAAACAAUCUUCGACCAUCCCCCUUCCAACUGCCUCAUGCGAUCCACCUACUGGCCAGGAAGAUUGGCCGCCCCCUUACGAAUGGGGGAAUGGAGGUCAAAGGGCAAUGACAGAGGCCAUGCUGUCCCGAGGAAACCCCACCCUGCAACAAGGUAAAAAAGAACGGAGUUGCUGGGGAUGUGAACGACAUGGACACUUUAAGCAGUCCUGCCCCGGCCGAAGACAGAAUGACACCCCAGUUAGAGUUCCAGUGAAAGAGGGCUGUGGGCAGCCACCUAGAGCAAGACAAUUUUUGUUUCAGGAACCCAGUGGUUUGAGUGAUUUGCUGUGGUGGACAGGACUAAAACAGGAAUCGCAUAGAUAUGAACUAUGCGAUGGGGGGAAGGGGGGAUAGGAAAAAUUUGAACUAUGGUCUCAGAGACAGAGGCAAUUUUAAAUUGAUAACUUAUUUGAUAGACAAGCAAAAAACACCCUAAGUAGUAACAUCUAUAAUUUUGAUAGUCUAACCCUUAGACUAUGGUAAAGCUUUUUUGUUGAAAAUGUUUUGUAGGAAGUAGGGGAGGAGAAGGAGGAAAGAACGAGCCUCGGAGAAACCAACCAGUAUCCAGCCUGGUGGCCGAGUCUCCACUAAAGGCGACCGGGGGAAAAUUCAACACCCCCGUGUAGAAACACUGCCUGAACACAGGGUCACGAGCAACGAUGACCACAACACAGU